UUUGCAGUUGUUACUAAUCUGCUCUUGGGUUGGACUAAGGAGCCUCUAUUUUUAAAAUAAUAUCUUAGAUUAACGAUUAAUGCAUUUCCUGGUUUUCUGGUAUCCAGAUUAAUCAUAGGUAACGUAGUACCUGUCUCUGUGGCACUGACCAGGUAUCCAGAAUCCCUCCACUGGAGCAGCAAAGAAACAAUCUGAAAGAAUGAGAGUAGCCGGGUUUGUAAAGUUUUCUGUGGUGGUUGUAGGAUUUGUAUUGGCCUUGUAUGUUGCUUCUCAAGUUUUUGAAUUCAAAAUGGAUACCAAUUUAGGAAAUAUCUUUGCAAGGUCAGCUGUGUCUCAUUCACAUUCUACAAAACCUCCGAGGUAUAAAUGUGGACUUUCAAAACCCUGUCCGGAGAAGCAUUUUGCAUUCAAAAUGGCAAGUGGGGCAGCAAGUGUUGUUGGGCCAAAGAUGUGCUUGGAAGAUAAUGUGUUGAUGAGUGGUGUUAAGAACAAUGUUGGAAGAGGAUUGAAUAUAGCUUUAGUAAAUGGUAGAACUGGAGAAUUAAUGGAUACAAAGUUUUUUGACAUGUGGGAUGGAGAUGUGAAGCCUUUAAUCGAGUUUCUCAAGACCAUCCAGGAUGGGACAGUUGUGUUAAUUGCCACCUUUGAUGAUGGUGCAACUAAACUUAAUGAUGAAGCACGGAAUCUUCUCGGUGAAUUAGGAAGUACAAAUAUUGCCACCCUUGGCUUUCGGGAUAACUGGAUAUUUGUUGGAGGAAAAGGAAUUAAAACAAAGAGCCCAUUUGAACAGCACAUCAAGAAUAACAAGGAUACCAAUAAAUAUGAAGGCUGGCCUGAGGUCUUGGAAAUGGAAGGAUGCAUCCCCGAGAAAUCUGAUUAAAUUAAGAAUAUAAGAUAAUAUCUUUUUGUUGUACAUUUGUAUAUUUAUAUAGACUGGGUAUGGGUUUAGAUAUUAUUAGUGCUAGCAGCAGUCUUUACUGCAAGGGUUUUAACCAAAUGCAUGAACGUUGCUGUGACAAUUCUGAGCGUCUUUCUGUGUAGGACCCGAAAUAAUGAAGACCUUAAUCCAAUCCAGCUGCAUGCCUUUGUAUCUAACUUUUUAAUUGUGUUUUUAUUUUAAUUCUCUUUACAGCUCCCCUUUUAAUUGCCAUAAAAUGCUAAACUUUGUGAAAAUGUGCAGCAAUCUUGCUUUAGCCAAAUUUUUGUUUUAAGUUAAAUAUGUAACUUUAAAGCAAUGCAUAAGUAUAUCAUAACUAUAGAGUUAGGGUAAACAUUUCACAAUAUUUAUCAGUUAUGUUAAAGAUGGAGCAAAACUAACACCCUUAAUAUGUUCCAUCUUAUGCUUUUUUAAUACUGUGUGUUUUGUAUUGUUUAUUUAACAGUUUAGGACAAUCAUGGUAGCCCAGUCUGUAGAAUAUGUUUGAUUUGUUUGUUGUAUUUCGCUCAGUCAUCCACUGAUGCUCCACUGGGAAAGGAGUAAGUCUCUUCUUGCAUGUUACAUUAGCCACCUACAAACUGAUUGUUUGAUUAGGCUUGCAUUGUGGAAAACCUGUAGGGAUUAAACUGCAUUUUUUGAGGUGCUGGAAGAGAAGGAAGACCCCUAAAAGCACAUUAUUUUGACUUGUUUUGUCCGUACUAUUCAUGAAAUAUUUUCCAAAUAUUUAAACCUUAUCGUAAUUCUAUUGUUUAUUAAAACAGACAGGGUGUGAAUUGGAGUUUACUGGAAUAAAACCAUGUUAAUAAUGCCA
This is a messenger RNA of Polyodon spathula (Mississippi paddlefish), 1748 nucleotides long. RefSeq names its product protein FAM3C-like. The coding region runs from base 200 to 880 and encodes 226 amino acids. The record is from RefSeq and is a predicted model, not a curated record. Lineage: Eukaryota; Metazoa; Chordata; Actinopteri; Acipenseriformes; Polyodontidae. The transcript is spliced from 10 exons.